Messenger RNA from Varanus komodoensis (Komodo dragon), 5285 nucleotides. It is a transcript of the gene SLTM, whose product is annotated as SAFB like transcription modulator. Gene Ontology annotation, biological process: regulation of mRNA processing; regulation of transcription by RNA polymerase II. The transcript has 21 exons. The record is from RefSeq and is a predicted model, not a curated record. Gene Ontology annotation, molecular function: RNA binding; sequence-specific DNA binding. Lineage: Eukaryota; Metazoa; Chordata; Lepidosauria; Squamata; Varanidae. Gene Ontology annotation, cellular component: nucleus. The coding region runs from base 1649 to 4768 and encodes 1039 amino acids.
CGCGCGAACAGGGAGAGGCCUCUCGGGCCCUUCGCGGGGCUGCUUCCCCGCCUGAGGAGCCCGGCGGUUUUCCCGUCCGCUGGCCCGUGGCCUUGCCCAGCGCUGCUCCCGGGGAGCCCGACGGCUGCCGCCCGGGCGCCCCAGAUUUCCCUCUUCGGAGGCCUUUUGCGGGUGAGCGCGCGGGGCCGCGAGCUGAGUGGCUGCUGACCAAGGACCGGCCAAGCCCGCGCUUUCUGCAGCCUUCCCGAUGUGGGCCUGGAGGCAUUAGGGGACGCAGUCUUCUGCCAGUUCAAACAGAGACUGUCUAAGCUGGCACGGGAUUGAUGGCUGUUUAAGUAAGGACAAGAUCCUGUGCAUUCUUCGGAGGAAACCUGUCCAGCGGGGCUAGCUGGGGUAUGCUAGGAAUUGCUGGCUUUUCGCCCCUAUAUAAAGUGGCUACGGCUUGCCCCCUUAAAUUUUUAGGGAAAAGCAAGUCCUAAACUAGAGAAAGUGAAAGCAAUAUAUAGAAGAACUGUACAGACAAGAAGAAAGGAUGACAGACUCUUUCGAAGAGGAAUCCUCUGAGGAAGAGCCUACAGCAUUAGAAACUGAGGUGAAAACUGAAAGCAAUUGAAAGGAAUAAAGUACCUCGAGUAGACAGGAUACCAAUAAAACUACUCAAAGCUAAAGAGACAGAAUUGAUCCAAAUCCUAACAGGAAUAUACCAGUAAAUGUGGGAAACAAAACAGUGACCCACAAACCAGAAACAUUCGCUAUACAUACCAGUCCCCAAGGCAGGAGAUGUCAAGAAGUGCAGAGCUAUAGGGCCAUCGCACUAAUUUCCCAUGCAAACAAAGUGAUGCUCAAAGUAUUGCAACUAAGAAUACUUCCUGUUUGGAGCAAGAAAUGCUUGACUUUCAAGUUGGAUUCUGAAAAGGAAGAGGCGCUCCAGAUUAUAUCGCAAUGUUAUGUUGGCUACUGAAGCGCGCCAAAGCAUUUCAGAUGAUCAGUCUGCGCUUUAUAGAAUAUAGAUUGUGUGGAUCAUGCCAUGGCUGGUUCUGAAAGAAAUUGGUGUGCCUCAGCCAUUGAUUGUUCUGAAGUGUAAUUAUAUUAUGGACAAUAACCUACUGUUAGGAGACAAUACAGUGAAGUAGAAUGGUAAAAGUGUUAGACAAGGUUGUAUUUUAUCUUUCUAUUUGUUUGAGCUGUACAUGAUAAAGGAAAGAAGGAUUAGGAUCUGAGGAAGGAGUGAAAAUUGGGGAUGCAUCAGCAAUUUAAGAUAUGCAGAUGGUACCAUAUUACUGACAGAAAGCAGCAAUGACUUGAAAUCACUCCUGAUGAAGGUAAAAGGAAAAAGAUCAGAACUGAAUAUUAAGAAAACAAAAAUUAUAACUACAGAAGAAUUACAGAACUUUACUGUCAGCAAUGAAGUAACUGAAAUUGUGAAAGGUUUUGUCUGCCUUGGCCAUACAAUUCAGCGGGAGACUGUGGACAAGAAAUUUGAAGACUGAGACUUGGAAGGGCAGUAAUGAAAGAACUAGAAAAAUAAUUAAAUGUGAGGAUGUAUCCCUGGAGAACAAGGCCAGGAUCAUUCACAGCAUUGUAUCUCUGAUCCCUGUGUAUGGGGGUGAAAGACGGACAGUGAAGAAGCCUAACGGGAAGGAAAUGGAUGUGUUUGAAACAUGUUGCUAGAGGAAUAUUCAGUCUGGACCAGCAGAGAGACAGACAAGUGGGUCCUAGAUCAAAUCAAAUUGGAGCUUUCCCUAGAAGCAGCAAUGGCAAAACUGAGGCUGUCAUACUGUUCACACAUCAUAAGAAGAUGGGACUCCGUGGAGAAGACACGCAUGCUAGAGAAAGUCAAAGGCAAAGAAGAAAAGGAAGACCAAAUGCCAUCGAAGAGGAAGGUGGAGACCCAGAUAAUAUUGAAAUAGUUGUUUCAGUAGAUACUCCUAACAAGAAACCAACCAAAGGAAAAGGUAAAAAGCAGGAAACUGAUGAACUCAGCUGUGAUGCUUCAGUGGAAGAUGACUCCUUGGUCAAGGAGAGUGAAUUGGAAGCUCAGGAUGCAAGUGACCAGGAUGGACAUGACGAACUGAAAGACUCUGAGGAACCUGCAGAAAAUGAAGAUGAAUCCUUGAAUUCGAAAGCAUUGCCUCCUGUAGACAAGAAGAAAGCUAAUUCAAAGCAGUCAGAGAAGGACAAUGAAAACCAGGGCAACGACAUUCGAGAGACAGAAGACGAAAGCUUGGCUGCUGCUCAUGAUGGAGAAGAAGAGAAUGAAAGAGAUAAAGCAGGUUCUGGUGAUGGUACACAAGAAGUAUCUAAACCUCUUCCUUCAGAAGAAAGCCUAGCUGAGGCUGAUCACUCGGCUCACGAAGAGAUGGAAGCUAACGUGUCUGUGAAAGAAGCCGAGGAUGAUAACAUAUCGGUUACAAUCCAGGCCGAAGAUGCCAUCACUCUGGAUUUUGAUGGGGAUGACCUUCUAGAAACAGGUAAAAAUCUGAAAAUUACAGAUUCAGAAGCAAGCAAGUCAAAAGAUGGGCAAGAUGCCAUUGCACCGAGCCUGGAGAAGGAAGACAAAGAUUAUGAGAUGACCGAGAACCAUAAAGAUGGUAAGAAGGAAGACUGCGUGAAGGGGGAUCCUGUCAAGAAGGAAGCCCGAGAAAGCACGAAGAAAGCAGAAUCUGGAGACAAAGACAAGGAUACUUUGAAGAAAGGUCCCUCGUCUACUGGGGCCUCUGGUCAAGCAAAGAGCUCUUCUAAGGAAUCUAAAGAAAACAAGAGUACACCCAAGGAUGACAAAGGAAGCGCCAGCAGUGGGAGCAGCAGCAGCUCUACGAAGAACCUGUGGGUUAGUGGGUUGUCCUCCAAUACCAAAGCUGCCGACCUGAAAAAUCUCUUUGGCAAAUAUGGCAAGGUUCUUGCUGCAAAAGUCGUCACCAGUGCCCGAAGCCCUGGAGCGAAAUGCUAUGGCAUUGUGACCAUGUCGUCAAGCACAGAAGUAGCAAGGUGCAUCGCCCAUCUUCAUCGGACAGAGCUCCACGGGCAACAGAUUUCUGUUGAGAAAGUAAAAGGUGAUCCUUCCAAGAAAGAGCUGAAGAAAGACAGUGAUGAGAAAUCCAGCUCCAGUCGGACUCCUGGGGAAAAGAAGACGACAUCCAGCGACAAGGCCAACAAGACUCCCUCCAAAAAGGAUGACAAGAAAUCUGACAAAUCUGAGAAGAAAGAAAGCAAAGAUGUAAAAAAGCCUGAAGGUAAAGAUGAGAAGAGCGACAAUGGAUCCGGCUGCCCUGUUCAAGAGCCUGCUAGAACCCCUGAGGAAAAGAAGCGAAUAAGUGUAAAAAGCCCAAGUCAUAUGGUGGUUCUAGACCAAACCAAAGGAGACCAAGUCCACACCAGACCAAUACGAAGGGGAAGGUUUGAAAAACCACCUAUGUUAAGAACCAAAGAGCGUUUCCUUCAAGAUAAAAUGAAGUUCAGAGACUCCCGAGGCAGAAAGGACAUUGUGCCGUUUGAGAAGAUGAAGGAGCAGCGAAUGAGGGAGCACAUCGUGCGACUAGAACGAAUACGGCGUGCUGUGGAGCUGCGAAGGCGAAGAGAACUUGCCGAGCGAGAGAGGCGUGAGAGGGAGCGGGUCAGACUCCUGCGUGAGCGCGAAGAGCGUGAACGUUUGCAGAGGGAGAGGGAGCGGUUGGAAAUUGAGAGGCAAAAGCUGGAACGAGAGCGGAUGGAACGAGAACGCUUGGAGAGGGAGCGCAUUCGCAUUGAGCAGGAGCGUCGCAAGGAAGCGGAGCGGAUUGCUCGUGAACGGGAGGAGCUUCGGCGCCAGCAGCAGCAGCUGCGAUAUGAGCAGGAGAAAAGAAAUUCCCUGAAACGGCCUCGGGAUGUCGACCACAGAAGAGAUGAAUCCUACUGGAAUGAAAGCAAAAAAAUGUCCUUGGACACAGACACGCGUUUUAGCCACAGUUCUGACUACAGUCGCCAGCAGAACCGGUUCAGUGACUUUGACCAUCGAGACAGGGGCCGCUAUCCAGAAAGCUCUGGUGUGCAGUCCUCGUCUUUUGACAGGCGUGAAAGAUUUGUCAGCCAAAGCGAUGGGAAAAAGACUCGGCCCACUGCACGAAGAGAGGACCCUGGGUUUGAGAGGUACCCCAAAAACUUUGGAGAAUCUAGAAGAAAUGAGCCCCCGCAGCCUCGGAAUGAGCUUCGAGACAGCGACAGGCGGGAAGUGAGAGGAGACCGUGAUGAAAGGAGGACUGUGAUCAUCCAAGACCGGCCUGACAUCCCUCAUGGCCGGCACCCACGAGAGGCUGGCCCCAACCCCUCCCGACAGAGUUCUUGGAAGGGAGACGGAGGUGUUAACCCUGACAAGCGUGAUGCCAGAGAGAGGCCGGAAAGGUCGGGCAGAGACGUCUCUGGGCAUACAGUCAGAGGUGCCCCCUCUGGUAGUCGUAGCAGCACAUCUGGCUAUGGAAGCAGGGAGACGGAGCGCAGCGUGAUGGAGCGUGGCAGUGGUGGACAGCACUACAACGAAGACCGGCAUGUGGUUGAUCGGCACAGUCGUGACACUGGACCAAGGAAAGAGUGGCACGGGCCCAGCUCCCAGGGGAGCAGUUACCACGAUACGCGGAGAAUGGGGGACGGCCGAGCAGGGGGUGGCAUGAUGUCUCCCCACUCCAGUAAUUCCUCACCUAUUAACAGAGUUGUACAGAUUACGGGCAAUUCCAUGCAGAGAGGAAGUGGUUCAGGAUUUAAGCAAUUUAAGAGUGGACCACCACGAAGAUUCUGAGGUUCAGCACCUGCUCGCUCCUUGGUUUCAAGAUAACUUAUUGGAAAUCUCUUGUGAACAAGAAGCCUUGGCUAAGAAAACUUUUUUAUUUUAAAAUAAUUACUUUUUUUCUCUCUUUUGGAGGCAUUUUAAAUAAGUUAGGCUGUUGGAUUUUGGAUAGUUCAUUGUACCUUUUUGAUGAGCAUUUCCCCUGUAAUUCUAGGAGCUCUGAAACAAAUUGGAACCAAACACUUGAACGCUGUACAAAGAGAGGGCUUGAUUUGCACUCGGUAGUUCCAUUGAUCAGCAUUAGCUCUGUGAUACCAGAAAUGAAAUUAGGUACUUAUCACAAAACACACUGAUAACUAAACUGUACAUGAACAACCCUCCCCCUGCCCCUGCUUUAUAAUGUGUAGAGAAUAACAUUGGUUGUUUCAUUUCUGGGUAUUAUGUAACCUAUUUUUUCAGAAGUUGUUACACUGAGUGGAUCUGUAUCCUGGCCGAUGUAUCCUUUUGAAAUAAACCUUCAUAAUCUGUA